AUGAUUUCAAGAUUCGGGUGUAGAGAGGGCAUUCUUCCACCAGACUUCAAUAAUCAGAGCAACCAUCUUGAUAGAGUGGCCCAAACUUUUGCCUUGGCCGAUGGCGAGGGCCAAGUGCGCAGACGAGAAGACCUAGGCAACAUCGGCGUCGAAGACAUGAUCCAACUUUCUGACCUCCAUGAAGCCGCCCUUCUUUGGAAAUUAAAUUUCAACUGCUUUCUUUUGAAGGUUGUGGUUAUUAGUGGAGAGAGCGGUUCCGGUAAGACUGAAUCAACGAAAUUAGUGAUGCAAUAUCUAGCUGCCGUAGCACCGUCAGCCCCAAGGGGCCAGGCCCUAGUCACGGAACAAAUUCUAGAAGCUGCUCCUUUACUGGAAGCUUUCGGAAACGCCCGAACAGCGAGAAACGAUAACAGUUCCCGUUUCGGUAAAUAUUUAGAAGUAUACUUCAAACACGGUUCAAUCAUUGGUGCCAAAAUGACACAGUACCUACUAGAAAAAUCUAGAAUAGUAACGCAAGCACCUGGCGAAAGGAAUUACCAUGUGUUCUAUGAACUUCUCGGAGGCUUGACUAACGUUGAAAAGCAGAAGUAUGGGCUCAUUGAAGCUGACAAAUACUUUUAUUUGAAUCAAGGGUACACUUUCAGAAUAUCAAAGCAUGGUCAAGAAGGAGUGGAAGUUGGAUCCGAUGUCGAAAUCAAGUGGGCUGCCCAUCUCUUGCAAAUUUCUGCAUCUGGCCUGCAACGAGCCCUGACAUCGAGAAUCACGGAGGCAAGAGCGGAAAGAGUUUUUUCUCCUUUGAGCAUCGAUCAAGCGUUAGAUGCCAGAGAUGCUUUCGCCAAAGCGUUGUACUCGGCCUUGUUCAGUUGGUUAGUAUCAAGAGUAAACUCGAUUGUUCAUAAAGGAGGAUUACACGACGCAGCAAGGAUAUCUCUCUUGGAUAUUUUCGGAUUCGAAAACCUCAACGAAAACUCAUUCGAACAACUUUGCAUCAAUUUCGCUUCAGAAUCACUGCAACUAUAUUUCAAUAAACACGUUUUCAAACUUGAACAACAGGAGUACGCCAAAGAACGACUCGAGUGGACGAAUCUGAGUUGGGCUGACAAUACACCUGUUAUUCAUCUCUUGGGCAAGAAACCUGUAGGGAUUCUCCACUUAUUGGAUGAUGAGAGCAAUUUCCCGAAAGCCUCUGAUUCUUCGUUUUUAGAAAAAUGCCAUUAUAAUCAUGCUCUGAAUGAACACUAUUGUCGACCCAGAGUGGGAGGAAGGGAGUUUGGGAUAAGGCACUUUGCCGGACAGGUGUGGUAUUCUGUGGAUGGAUUCCUUGACAAAAACCGUGACGCAUUGAGACCGGAAGUGGUAGAAUUACUAGCGUCAAGUAAAGACGCUUUAGUGAGUUCCAUCGCCAAACCACUGCUGAACUAUGCUCAAACUAGGACGCUUCCAAGAGGAGCGAACGGUCGCUUCGUUACAAUGAAACCGAGAACUCCAACUG
Leptinotarsa decemlineata (Colorado potato beetle) is the source of this 1492-nucleotide messenger RNA. RefSeq names its product unconventional myosin 10A (gene Myo10A). Gene Ontology annotation, cellular component: myosin complex; cytoskeleton. Lineage: Eukaryota; Metazoa; Arthropoda; Insecta; Coleoptera; Chrysomelidae. Gene Ontology annotation, molecular function: cytoskeletal motor activity; ATP binding; protein binding. The record is from RefSeq and is a predicted model, not a curated record.